This is a messenger RNA of Pyricularia pennisetigena, 657 nucleotides long. RefSeq lists its product as uncharacterized. NCBI's taxonomy places the organism in Eukaryota, Fungi, Ascomycota, Sordariomycetes, Magnaporthales, Pyriculariaceae. The record is from RefSeq and is a predicted model, not a curated record. The coding region runs from base 1 to 657 and encodes 218 amino acids. The transcript is spliced from 2 exons.
AUGGUCGAGGUGGUCAAAAGUUGGGCUGCGGGCGUUGGUGGGUUGGUGAUGUAUGUCGUGAUGUUUCGCGCCGUGCUCCGACAGGAGAUCUCAUUUGUUUUCACAUCUUCUCGCCUUAAACGCCCGGUCGAUCGUCACCUCCUGGUUCGGGUGCGUAAUGGCCAGCCUCCUGUCGCCCGCCCACCCAGCACGGUACUCUUGUUCAGAAACCCACACGAAAUCCUGAUGUUCCUCCGGAUCAAGCUUCACUGCAAGACUACCAGCUCCACCUCCCCCCGUCACGCCGCCGUCCUGCUUUCCGUUGCCACCACCAUCCUUCACGUCGGCCUCGAAAGUAAGCUUUUGGAACAUCCGACCGUCGCUGGCCCUGAACUCGUACAGAUCCACGAGCCGGCGCACGCAGGUGGCGCUCAGGCCCGACUCCUCGCGCAGCUCGCGGACGGCGGCCUCGAGGACGGUCCGGUCGCGGCCCGCCUCGGCCAUGCCGCCGGGCGUCUCCCACAGGUUCGGCAUGAAGUCGGACGCUGCGCGCUGGAUGAGAAGCAGCCGCCCGGAGCAGUCGGGAUGAAAGACGACGGUGCCGACGAUGAGGGCGUCCAGGCCGGGCUGGGAGUUGAUGUACUCGGGGAUCGAGACGUUGUACUGGAGAAGAUCUGA